Molecule: messenger RNA, 546 nt
Organism: Cladocopium goreaui
Lineage: Eukaryota; Dinophyceae; Suessiales; Symbiodiniaceae
Source: the annotation of a GenBank genome assembly
AUGGUUGUGGCUGGGCCCAAGGCCAAGGCUUCAGGUCUUUUAGCAUCGCUUGAAACACCACAACCUCGUGCCGCUUUUCGUCAACUGUUUCGACAACCCGACAUGGCAGCAAUUGAGUUUUGCUUAGUCCAGGAGGAGGAGAGUUCUGUCCACGCGGUUGCAUUUUCCCCCGACGGCCAGUACAUUGUGGUCGGAUGCGGCGACAAGAGCGUGAAGGUCUGGAGCCUUACUGAGCAGCUGCAGAGUUUCUCCGGCCAUGAGGACACUGUGCAGUCGGUUGCAGUCACCGCUGAUGGGCGCGCAGUGUCGUGCAGCCAUGACAAAACGCUUCGCGUGUGGCGACUACCACGGCACCCUUUUCUUUAUGCUCAGGUGCCGUUCGUAUCAGCUCCCGUUUACAUGCCACGUCCCGUUGCACGAGCUCCAGGGUCACCACAAGCAAUGCUGUCGAGGGACCGCAUGGAGGAAUUUCACGAGCGCCUGAAAAACGCAGAAGCGAUGAAUAAGCAGAUGAGGGAGCAGCUCGAAGAGGAACACUCCGACGAG